GUCAAUCUCACCAAAAGUAGAGAUCUGGCAUUCGGGUUAAAUUAAGGAUAAACCCACCUCAAAAAUCCAAAAGGGGUGGAAUUAUCUUCUGGUUUUGGAGAGGUUAUCGGGUUGAAAUCGAGUACCUCUCCCGGACUCCUUAAGCCAACAGCAUUCACAUCACACGAGAGAAGAACAAUAACGAACGAGGUUUACUUGUUUACAGUAAGAACUUACAUUCCAUUUAGAGGGGAAGUGGUUAUUUCAUGAUAUCCUCCCUCCGGGCGGGCGCGAGUCCAGAGGGUCGGAUUACACGGGUCUCCUGGGGUCACGUGGGUGUGUUCGUCUGCAUAAUGACCCUGUUUUCAUUGAAUGCCAAGAAUUUUGAUGUUCAACAACGGAUCGAAUCACUAGGGCUUUGUUUAGGGCCGUUCUAUGGCCGCGCGUUGGCGAUCAUUCUCAACGACUUGUUCAACCCGCGCGUGCUACUCGAACAUCAAAAGAAAAGGAAUAACCAAACGCCGCGGAUUGCCCAAUAAACACGUUAUCUGACGGGAAUUUCGGACGCUUUUGUCAGGUCGGAGCCUUGUGAUGGCCGAGCGUAGGGACUCAGUGCUCUGGACUUUCUUCGUUGUCGCUGCGAUCUUUGCUGCCCUGACGAAUUCCCAAGUGCAGCAUAAGAAACUUAACAGAUACGUGUAUAAAGUCGACAGAUUCACGAGAUGUUCCUUGUCAUGCGGUGGCGGUAUUCAGACUGCGAUUUUUAUUUGCUACGACAACACAAAGGAAUCAGCGGUUGACCCCAGUAGAUGCAGGGAUCUUCAACAUCCGGGAACUCACCGGAGAGUGUGUAACGUCACGCCUUGUAAACACAGGUGGUAUACCUCCCCCUGGAGACCUUGUUCAAAAACAUGCGGAACAGGGGUACAACACAGAUUUCGAAGAUGCGUAAAUAGACAUAAUCGACGAAUAAGUUUAUGGAAGUGUGCGCGAUUGACUCCUCCCAGACGGAAACGCGCAUGUGCCAUAGUGGACUGUCCAGUCGAGUGGAAUAUAGGACCUUGGUCAAAGUGUUCCGUGUCAUGUGGCGAGGGAAUUAGAAGACGUUCCAUCGCCUGUCGUCAGACACUGGCUAAUGCGACCAUCAUUAUCCUGCCUGUAUCAAAAUGUCCUGGAAUCCCACCGGCUAUCAUGGUCAAAUGCAAAGAUUCAGAUUGUGAUUCCCAGCCAACCGACACACCUUACGCGUUCAGUGGAGCAGGCCAAUCAUAUGAUAUCCAGGGUGAUGAACCGAUAGAUCAGGAGCCCGACUUGCCAGCUUCAGACGCAUCUGCCGCUGGCCCUUCAGGUGACGGCUCAAUUAAAGAUCGCCCUACCAUAAUCCUAAGCAAAAAGAAAGAAUAUCUCCUCAAGAAGACUUCUAGAAUAUCCGUCUUGGUAGGAUCGUCGGUGUGGUCCGUAAAGGGUUCGGAGAUAACGGUGAAAUGCCGAACACCUGACGAAGACAAGGCGAUGAUACAAUGGUUUACCGAAGGUGGCUUCUACGAGAUUAAGAGGUUCCAACGUUACGAGGAUGACGUUGGUAUUGAUGACGAAGGAAACUUGCACAUUCGGUCGGUCGGUCGGUUUAAUGAGGGGACGUACCAAUGUAAGGCGACAAGAUUAGCCGGUGCUUCUUCGACGGCGGCAUUUACACUAAAAAUCUUAGCUUUGAACACCCCCACCAUCCUUUCUGCCAAGGGCAAGGCGUCAUUUGGCCCACGUGAUGCUGACGUCACCAUUACCGUCGGUACCACCGUCACACUGUACAAGGGCACGACCCUCACCAUCAAGUGUCCCGUCAUGGGCAAGCCAACGCCCACGGUGUACUGGUACAGUCAGGGCCGGCCCAUAGCGGUGGGGAAAGCCGUCACGAUAGGCAAUAACCUCCGGAUUGAAAAUAUUGACAAGAUCUAUGCUCUUGAAUAUACAUGCCACGCCUAUAAUCGCCGCGCCAGGACCAAGGAAAGCUCUGUGGUGAACGUGUUAGAUCUCGCACCGCCGAUAAUCGCUGCAGAACGGAAAGUCAUCAGUGUUGAUAAGACCACUCCCUCCAUGGAUAUCACCAUAGGAACGAAUCUGACAGUGAUGGCAGGUACGGACGUGGUCGUCAGAUGUCCUGUGAAGACUAGGCCCGAGCCGGGUCUGUCGUGGCGUAUCCGGGGCCUGGCCUUCGACCCCAAGACGAGCAGAGCAAAGCUACAAAAUGAUAAUUCGACUUUGCUGCUCAGCGGUCUGACCAAAGAUGACGCGGGCUCGUAUACGUGCAUAGCGAGGAACAACGCGGGAAAAGAUCAAAAGGUCACCAAUAUUCAAGUCGCUGAUCCACAGAAACCAACAAUCAUCAGUCAGAGCGGCUUCAAGUCCUCUCACGAGAGCGACAUCGAAAUGACAGUGACCAUCGGUAUCCAGACCACUGUCCUGUCCGGAAUAACACUCACUAUUAUCUGUCCGACAAGAGGACUGCCUGCCCCGGACGUCACGUGGGAAAUGAACAAUACGAAUGUGAGGCCUGGUGGCCGAUUUGUUGUCCAGGAAGGGACCCUGACAAUACGAAACCUAGUUAAACAAGACCAGGGGAACAUCAGAUGUGUUGCCAGGAAUGCUGCCGGACAGGACACGGCCACCUCCAAAUUGAAUGUUAUUGAUGGACGUAAACCUAAAAUAAACGCCCUAACCGGCAGAGUGAUAGAAGACGGGGAUGGUGAGGAGGCUCGGAUCACCAUCGGUCAGGAUCUGCGAGUGGUCGAGAAAAUGAACGUACGAAUACAUUGCCCUAUUGUCGGAUUUCCAAAACCCGUCGUAACAUGGACUCGCAAUAAUCAAGAUGUCAGGUCGAACGCCCGAUUGUUUGUCGAUCCAAACACAAACGAUUUGUUAAUCAAUAACAUUCUGACAUCAGAUACGGGGCAGUACAUUUGCUCAGCAGUAAACCCCAUCGGAGAGGAUGAGAAGUCGUCAUUCAUCAGUAUUAUCAGUGAAGCAAGCGCUGAGAUCAUUCGAGGUAACGCCUCCUUGGUGACGUCAUCCAAUCGCAAGCCGGUUACUGUAGUGAUAGGAAACUCACUCGAAGUUCUGUCAGGAACGGAUGUGACCAUAGUUUGUCCUGUCAGGGGUACCCCGAGUCCUUUCAUCUUCUGGAGACAUGACGGUUUGCGGAUCGCCUCAGGUCAAGGGAAGGGUCAGUUCUUGCUUGGCAAAGAUAAUUCGGGUCGGGACAUCCUGAUAAUUGCACAAGUGACGAAAGAUGUGUCGGGCUCCUACGAGUGCGUCGCUAGCAAUGUGGGCGGAGCCGACCGUGUGGCAACCAGUAUACAAGUCAUAGAGGCACAGCAGCCCGUCAUUGAAUUCAUUUCAAAGCGCCUUCAGUCCCUGAAGGACCUGUCAGCGGUCACUGCCACAAUUGGCACAACCAUCACACUCUUAGCUGGCGCCAAACUAGUUCUGCAGUGCCCCUCAACCGGAGUGCCACUGCCAUCGACAUCGUGGUCCCUUAAUGGUGAGCCUUUGGAAAAAAGCGGCCGCGCUGACUUACGGGGGACUGAGCUGGUGAUCCCCGCGGUGGCUGGAGUGGAUUCUGGGAAGUAUCAGUGCACUGCUAGUAAUGUUAUAGCACUUGAUAGCCGCGCGUCUGACGUCACUGUUCGAGACCCCACUAAGCCAAAGAUUAGGGGCGCGCCUAAAGACAUGGACCUGUUUGAGAUCAUGAAGCUUUCGGUUGAUGUUGGCAGCACGAUCACCACCAUCCCUGGCGUCAGCCUCGAGUUGAAGUGCUCGGCCCAGGGCCUGCCGGCUCCCACCAUCCGCUGGAGGCUUGGUGAGAUCGUUGUGGAUAGCGAUACCUUGAAGCUCCCUCAGCUGAAGGUGGGAGACUCGAGGACCUACACGUGUGUUGCUUCCAAUGUUGCUGGCAAUGAUAGCAAGUCAACAGUGUUGAAUAUCAAAGCUAUCGAGGACCCCGUCAUCCACGCGGAGAAAGCCACCAUCAGGGCCGUCGACAAAGUAACAAGUCUUACCUCCAGUAUAGGUAACGCAAUCACCGUACUCAAAGGCAGUCGCGUGACGCUAGUUUGUCACGCCACAGGGUUCCCACAACCCAUCGUGCAGUGGACUAGAAACAAAGUCGACUUGACGGGGAGAAUGCGCCAGUUGCGUUACAAUGUCACGCACUACGGUGUCAUCAUUGAUACGAGGUUCAAUGGCGAGCUUAGCGGGGAGUAUGCAUGUUUGGCUACAAACAAAGGCGGAUUCGCUGCCGUCACCACGGAUUUACAAAUCAAAGCCCCUUUCAAGCCCUUCAUCAGGUCCACAUGGGUGACGGGAUCCGUAGGGACGCACAAGUCGCUCAAGUCACGUGACCCUGUCAUCGUCACCAUUGGCGACAAGGUCGAAACGCUUACUGGGACCGAGGUGUCAAUCAUUUGCCCAGUUGAAGGGUUGCCGCCCCCUAAGGUCACGUGGGCCAAAAAUGGGCCUAUAGCUUCAGGGGACAAGUUCACUAUCGCUCGAUCAACAGAUCUGGUUUUCAAUAGCGGGAAAGCAUCGGUGUUUGACUCCGGAAGAUAUAGCUGUCGGGCGGUCAACAAUCUCGGUCAGGACACGGCAUACUCUGAAGUUACGUUCAGAGAGCCCAAGGCCCCGACCAUUAUGACGCUUGAUGACAAAUUCGAGUUCAUCGUCAACGCCACCUUCACUGUCACUAUCGGUGCCAACGUCAGCGCCCUCAGGGGUAGCUCCAUCACGUUGACGUGCACGGCAGAGGGGUUACCUGUCCCCUUUGUAGUCUGGAAGAAGGGGGGUGCUACCCUUCAGCAGGGUGGUCGCGCAUUCACUCUAAGUAGUACGGAGAGUGCUGAUAGCGGGCGGUAUGACUGCGUGGCGACAAACCUCAAGGGAACUGCCAUUGCGAGCUCUGCAGUAACGAUUCACGACAAAAUCGAGAAGCGCGUGGCUCCGAAAAUUCUGUCAUCGAAGAAGAACCUGAUCGCGUCCGAAAACAAGCGCUUGUUUUAUCACAUCAUAGGCGGAAAUAUAACAAUCUUGGAAGGAAAAGAUCUGGAACUGCAAUGUCCAUCCAUCGGCACACCCAAGCCUGCCGUCACUUGGUUCAUAAACGGCUCGGCCGUCACGGAAAGUGACACGUUAAAGGUUGAUCCGAAUACUGGCGCGCUUAGCAUCAUCGAGAUAACCGCUGAGGAGCAGGGACAAUACAUGUGUAAAUCCAAGAACAUCGCGGGCGAGGAUCUAGAGACAAGCUACACGACUGUCGUAGGUCCAGUUGCGCCAAAGAUACAAUUAUCAAACAAGGUCUACUCCGUCGUGGAUCCGCUCAAGAAACCGCUGACACUUCUCGUAGGCGAUACGCUAACAACUCUCAGCGGCACAAGAACCUCGAUCUCGUGCCCCGCCACAGGAUUCCCGAAUCCAUUGAUCCGCUGGAGCAGAAACGGGGAGUCUGUUGUUCCUGGGGGACAUUUAAAGAUUGAUGGCUCUAAGCUUUUGCUGACGAACCCCCAGAAAGAGGACAACGGCGUGUACAAGUGCUUGGCAAGCAAUCCGGGAGGCGAUGCCACGGCAACCUCUAAUAUGACUUUUAUAGAUCCUUCAAACCCCAACAUCACAUUGUCACGUGAUGUUGUCAAAUCCACUAUCCGUGAAGCGGUAAGCGUCAUCAUAGGAAGUGACGUCACGGUGAUUGACGGAUCCACCAUCCUCAUUCAGUGCUCAGCAGUGGGCGUGCCCAAGCCUACGUUGUCAUGGAUACGCAAUGGCGUUAAUCUGAGCAACUCAGAAGAAGUGUUGAAGUUGAGUAAUUUGAGGGUCGGUGGCGACGGAAGUAUCAAGUGUGUUGCGAGUAACUUCUACGGCACUGAUUCUGCGGAGACAACUCUCACCAUACUAGCCGGAGCAAGGCCUAGGAUUAUUCUCUCCAGAAAUGUUAUCAAAGAAUUAUCGACAUUCAAAACUAAGAAAGCUCACAUUGGGGACUACAUCAGCCUGUUGGCAGGAUCCAGCCUUAUCAUACAAUGCAACGCUACAGGGAUCCCCUCCCCCACUUACAGCUGGUUGCGCAACAGCGCUGCCCUGACAAGCGGUGGUCAGGUGACGGUGAAUGAAUCUACUGGGGAGCUGAGCCUGCUGGGAUUGCGGGCAGCGGAUUCAGGGAGAUAUACAUGCCAGGCGUCUAAUCUAGAGGGCUCUGAUGGGGCCAGUAGCUCACUUCUAGUCCGCGAGCCACGUGGUCCAUUUAUUGAGUCGUCCAGCCAAUCACUGAGUAGCAUCAACAGCACUGAUCCCGUAAGGGCUCUGAUUGGGUCUAACCUCACAGUCCUGGCUGGCGCUUCCGUCACGCUAGUCUGUAGCGCAACCGGCUUGCCCAUGCCUGUGACAUCAUGGAAACACAAUUCAGGCGACAUCACUUCCGGUCACGUGACAAUACAAGGCUCCGCACUGCGUAUCACGAAGACCAGUAAUGCUGAUUCUGGCGUCUACGCAUGCUUAGCACGUAGCCCCGCUGGCGAAGUGACGGUAACAUCACAUCUCAUCCUUAUCGCUGGUAGCAUACCUGUCAUCACCCGCUCAGCUGACGUCAUAGAAGACCAAUCAAAAUUCUCCAACCUGACAGUCACCAUAGGAACCAAGGUAACUCUGCUCGCGUCAUCGUCAAUCAAGAUCACGUGUAAGGCUAUAGGAAUCCCGAAGCCCGUAGUGACGUGGACUAUGCGUGGGAGACCUGUGGUACCCAGUGACCGAGUGAUGGUUGAGAAGAACGCUCUGGUAUUCUUGAAGAUUCUAGCAACGGAUACCGGGAAUGUGGUCUGCACAGCUAACAAUGCUCGCGGAAGUGACGUCGCUAGCAGUUUGAUUACUGUUUUGGAUACUUACGGCCCCAAAAUCAGCACUGUGGAAACAGUUAUUACCCAACUUGAUCACCAAAACCCCGUGACCUCCAAGGUGGGCGCUAGCGUGACAGCUUUAUCUGGCGUGACCGUCACGUUUGUCUGUCAAGCCAUCGGUCUACCUGUGCCCACCAUCACCUGGACGUUCAACGGCAAGCCCCUGACGUCACAUGGCCAAGUAACAGUGACUAACCAAUCAGUGACGAUAAUUAAGGCGCGGAGUGAGGAUAGUGGGGACUAUGUGUGUAAUGCUACGAGUGCUAAUGGGCAGGGCUCCGCUAGGAGUGUUAUCAAGAUCGAGGCUGGAGCCAAGCCUCGCAUCACUUCUAUUGGUAAAGUCGUUUCUCUGUUGUCAUCCAUCACAAAUAUUACGGCAAACAUCGGCGACAACAUAACACUGCUCGCCGGCUCUACUCUCAAACUUCGCUGCCCAUCCGAUGGCCUCCCGAAACCUUUCGUGAAGUGGACGAGAUACGGGGUCCGUGCUAUGUCUAAUGAACGGCAACUUAUUGAUUCGGAUUCUGACACCUUGACCAUGGUAGAGGUACUACCGUACGAUAGCGGGGAGGUGUCUUGCACCGUAACUAAUCUAAGGGGCUCCGACAAGAAAACCAGCUCCAUCACAGUUCUCGAACCCUUCGCACCAUCUAUCGACACGAGCGACGAAACUGUCGUCUCCCUAUCCAACCUGGACCCCGUCACCGUCCGAGCCGGCGCCCUUCUGACCACCUUCCUCACCACCAACAUCACCCUUGUAUGCAAAGCGCGCGGUCUGCCAAAGCCGAGCGUGAGCUGGACCCGAGCUGGGGACAAGCUUUCUCAUUGGCUAGCAAGUAUGGGGCGUGUCUCUACAAGCAAUGGCAACGUGACUAUCACGCAAGCGGAGCCAAAUGACGCCGGGAUGUACCUCUGCACGGCUAGAAACCUGUUGGGCGUGGCAUCCGCCCGAUCGACACUCUAUUUCAAGGAGCCCCGCGGCCCGUUCAUCGUAACACAAAAGAAAUCUUUGACGAUCUUCAACGCUACGAGACCCAUCGACAUGACGAUAGGAACGAACCUUACAACACUAGUCAACACUACUAUCACCAUCAGAUGCCAAGCAAGCGGGGACCCUGCGCCCGAUACUGCAUGGCAGAGGCCUGGAAACAAGCCUUUUCCAAAACACGUGACAAUUGACCGGGAAGAUUUGACCAUCGAUAUGGCACGUGAGAGUGACCAGGGUUUUUAUGUGUGUGUAGCGUCGAGCGAUCUGAGACGAGUAACGGAAACAACUUACAUCACCUUUUUGGCUGGUCUCCCGCCAAAGAUCACCAGGUCGCAAGAAGUCAUCUCGUCUCUGACGCGCUUCACAAAUCUGACAGUUACCAUAGGAAGUACCAUAUCAGUGCUCGCGGGCUCAAGACUGAAGCUGCUGUGCCCUGUCACGGGGAUACCCAGGCCAGCGGUCUCUUGGAGUAUAGACGGAAGUGACGUCACGCCUAACGAAGGCGUUAAGCUUGGGAUGUCCCCAAAUUCUUUAGAGAUUCCGCGGCUAGUGUCACGCGACUCUGGCAGUUUUACAUGCGAAGCGACAAACAGAAUUGGAGCGGACCAGGCCUCGAGCUGGGUUUCAGUCAUGGAACCGUUCGGUCCAAAGAUCAACUCCACUCGUUCAGUCAUUAUACAGCUGGAUAGUCAGGCCCCGAUCACAACAAUGGCGGGUGCUACUCUAACCACCAUAUCAGGCGUCGACCUCACCAUCAACUGCCAGGCCACUGGGCUACCUGUGCCGGAUGUGGCCUGGUUUCUGGAGGGGGAGCGAGUGAUAAGUCAAGGGGGUAUCAGUGUGGAGAAUGGGAAGUUGAGGAUCAGGAACGCAGGGAAUGCGGACGGUGGACGAUAUGUUUGUACUGCUAAUAGUAGUGUUGGAGAGGACUCUGCUACUACUGUAAUAGCUAUUCAAGGUAGCGAGAAGGCUCGCAUCACCUCUGUGGGCGACACUAAAUCCGCACUAGACGACAUCUCCUCCUACACCUUCACUAUCGGCGAUAACAUCACCAUCCUAGCUGGCUCCGCCCUAACAAUCAACUGCCCUACCGAAGGCCUUCCCAGACCUUCGGUCACGUGGUCAGUCACGCGUACCCAGGCCCCAGGGGUUGAAGGGUUGCAGGCCGUUCCCAUAGUUACUUCAAGAUUAACUGUUGCUAAAUUACAGUUGUCUGACUCGGGUGUUUACACAUGUACUGCGCGAAAUCUAAAGGGGAAUGACACGAUGACCUCCGUCGUCACGGUGUUCGCACCUUAUGGACCAAACAUUGAGACGUCCAAUGUACCCGUGGAAGCACUAAAGAACCUGGAGCCGGUUUCAGUAUUAAUCGGCGCGAACUUGACUGCAUUUGAGAAAGCCCCAGUGACGCUGACUUGCAAAGCUACUGGGCUUCCUUUACCCAUGGUGCGAUGGACAAAAGGUGGUCGACAACUGGUGUCUAAGGGUCACGAGAUCGUAGCUGGCGGUAGGCUGUUCCUGGGUAAAGCUACGCUUGGUGAUAGUGGCGAAUACGAAUGUACGGCUACCAGCCCGCUAGGCUAUGUGUCUGCUAAGUCAAAUCUUGAAAUUAAAGCGCCGAUUCCUCCAAGCAUAAAGACUUCAGAUGAGAUAAUCGAGUCUCUGAAGAGAGACCCACUUGGCCUGGUCAUCGGACAGACAGCCCGGACACUUACUCGCAUUAUCUUCAAUAUCACAUGCGAGACUGAGGGUCUUCCCGCGCCCAACAUCACGUGGAAGAAAAACGGUGUCGCGUUGCCGGUCGACGGUCGUAUGUAUGCUCGCGGGCACAUACUCUUUAUUGCAGAGUCGCUGACCAGGGAUUCUGGCGUGUAUAUAUGCGAGGCCACUAAUAUCGCGGGCUCAAAGCAAGCAAAGUCUGAACUUAAGGUCAUCGCCCCCGUCGAGCCCGUGAUCACAGCAACAGUACAGCGGUUGGAGGAGUUGCGCCCAGUCUCUAUCACGACCGAGGUUGGCAGCUACAUCAGGACCCUGGAAACGAGUAACCUCACUCUGGUGUGUACAGUCCGGGGUUUCCCACUCCCUGUCAUAUCAUGGAGGCGAGGUGGCCAGGCUAUCAGUAAUACCCAAAGUGCUUUGCGCUAUCGCAUAGAGAACGCACGUGUCAAGGACACUGGGAUCUACACGUGCGUGGCGAGGAACCUGGUGGGGUACGAUUAUAGCAGCUCCAACAUCUCUAUUGUCGCCGCUAAACCCCCAAUCAUCAGGACCUCGACCCAUCACCUAACAGUUCUCCGACGGGACAAAAUCUCGACCGACCUUGGAAAAAACGUGACAACGUUGUCAGGCAACACCGUCUCGCUCUUGUGUAACGCUACUGGUGUGCCAUCGCCCAAGCUCUCGUGGUACAAAGAUGGCGAGACCUUGAAUGUUUCUCACGCGGUCCUCACCUUGCCAACCCUCAGUCCGAGCGAUAGCGGUCUGUACCGAUGCGAGGCUAGGAACCUGAAGGGCGUCGACGACGCAGACUCAUACCUCACGGUGUUAGUUGGCAGCCCUCCUUCCAUUCGCACAACAUCCGAAAAUAUCACGGAAACGGAGAACAUCGCGUACAUCGUCACCGGUAUCGGCAGUGACGUCAUUACACUCCUCAGCUCCAACGUGGAAGUCACGUGUCCAGUCAGGGGAUUCCCCUUACCAAGCAUCACGUGGUUGAAGGAUGGCCAGCCGUUGAAGCAAAGCAUGACGGUUAAAGUGAAUAAUCUGACGGGAACCCUGUACCUGUUGAGCAUCUUGGAGAGGAGGGCGGGGCUGUACAUGUGCGUCGCUACCAACUCCCUCGGGGCUGCCACGGCAACUACCACCUUGAACGUUUUGCCUCUCAGUUUCCCGCGCGUCAAGAUCUCAAGGGGAGUCGUCACAAGCAUCAAGUCACGUGACCCCGCUGCUAUAGAUAUCGGUCAGGACUUGACCGUUCUCUCUGACACAAACAUCACCAUUACCUGUCCGGCAACCGGGCGUCCUGUGCCCGUGGUGUCCUGGAAACGAGGGAAAAGACUUCUGCAGACCGGUGACCGACUCACUAUAACAGGAAUGAAUCUGACCAUCACCAUGGUAACCAGAGAGGAUGGUGGGCGAUACGAAUGUUUUGUACAAAACGUCAUGGGCGAGUUAAGCGCAGGAUCCAAUCUUAAAGUCCUUGACCCCGUAAAACCUCGAAUCCAUGCAGACACUGAGAUUCUGAAGAUCUUCAGAAACCAGCCAAUCAGAACCAGCAUUGGAAGCAGCGUGACAACCAUCCCUGGUAACGCAUUUGCCUUGACGUGUAACGCAACAGGCCUCCCUGUGCCAGACCUCACUUGGGAACGUGACAACCUGCAGAUACAGAGGGGCGGGGCUGAAUUCAUCAUCCCGUCAAUCAACGUGUCAGAUACAGGCGACUACGCAUGCGUGGCCACCAAUCUUGUUGGCGUAGCUAAGGUUAUGUCACGUGUUCAUUCAUUAGUCGGAGACAUUCCACGGAUCCAGUCUAACCGUCAGAACGUGGUAGCGACUGGAGGCGAGAACGAGGUGGUCGUGGAAAUCGGCGGAAAUCUCACCACAAUAGUCGGUACUGGAGUAGAGAUCACGUGCCCGAUGACUGGCGAGCCUGUUCCCAUGGUAACCUGGUUGAAGGAUGGUGUGAUGGUGGAGAUCACGUCUGUCGUGUACAUGAAUAAGGAGACGAAAGCUCUUGUAAUACUCGGUAUUACGAUGGACGAUGUUGGGCGCUACACAUGCUACGCCAACAACUCGUUUGGAGUCGAUCAGGAAUCCACGCUGAUCAGAGUCAUCGCUGCUCGUUCCCCUAAUAUACGAUUUACGAAAAGACGGCUUGAAGACUAUGACAGCCUAAGCCACGCCCUAACAAUCGGUGACAAUCUAAACACCUUGAUCAGCACCUCGGUCAGCAUCCACUGCAACGCCACAGGCAACCCGGUACCCAGUAUCACGUGGUCCCGGUCCGGUGCCCUGAUAGAACCAAGCAAACGAAUCAAAAUCAUGGGCAGCACCCUGGUUAUUGUGGGAACCCUGUGGUCUGACACCGGAAGCUAUGAAUGCGUUGCAUCUAAUGGCGCUGGGACAGACCGGAAGUCCUCGUUCCUCAAGUUUGUCCCGCCGGAGACUCCCGUGAUCGAGGUCAGCUCAGAGGUCCUCGAAGUCUACGACAGAACACCAGUGAGCAUGCGCAUAGGUGCAAUCCUAAAGACACUGACUCUCACCCCAGUCUCCAUCAACUGCUCGGCCACAGGGAUCCCGACGCCGAGCUACUCGUGGCUUAGACGCGGUCAGUUGAUAACGCCAGGGGAGGGGUUCGAUAUCUCUGCAGACGGCAAGAGUCUCACUGUGCAAGAGGUCACAAUGGAUGACGCCGGGAUGUAUGAGUGCAAUGCCGUCAACAGGGCAGGGACAAACACCGCUAACUCACCUAUAAUUGCGCAAGAACCAAUCCUGCCCCGUAUCACCUUCACCGAUGAGAACGUCACUUGGUAUGACCGCUUGCCCCUGAACGUUGCAAUUGGCGGGAAAAUAACCGCCUUAACGGGCACCAAGAUUGUACUGAGUUGCCAAGCCUCGGGCUUUCCCCAUCCGCGCGUGACCUGGAGACGAGAUGAUAACCCGGAUGAGCUUGACCCUGAUGGCCAGUACGACCUCAGUAACCAGACCCUCGUCAUCUUCUCGGUUCAGCCGAGUGAUACUGGAGUCUACAGGUGUAUCGCUAGUAACAUCGCCGGUGACGUGCAUGGGUCCACGAGCUUGAUUGUCAUUGAUCCUAAGGACCCAGUCAUUGCUGCAAUGGAUGUCAUCAUCAGAACUGAAGACCGCAAGCCUGUCUCUACCACCAUCGGCAGCCGGGUAACUGUACUACAAGGUACCUCGGUAUCGAUCAAAUGUCCGGUACACGGGAUUCCGGCGCCGGCAAUCACGUGGAGUAAUGGGGGUCGCUUCCUACCAGUGUCCAAUGGCAACUCCACUCUUGUGUUGUCCAAUACCCGGGUAUCCGAUACCGGGGAGUACAUGUGUACGGCAAUGAGCCCUAUCGGUGCGGAUGCAGCCUCUACGUUACUUACCGUAUUGGCUCCACAGAAGCCGUCCAUUUCCGGCCCUGUUGUGGGACGCGUCAUACCGCUGACCAAGACAAAGGCAGUCUCUGUUAACAUCCGGGAUAGUGUAACCGCGUUUCUUGGGAGUACCCUCCGCAUUAGGUGCUCCGCAAACGGCUUACCUGCUCCGGAAGUCAAGUGGAGUAAGGAUGGUCAGCGGGUCGUUAAAGACGUUGACGAGAACGGAACGCUCAGCAUUGUUUUGAGGAGAACAACUGAUGCUGGGCGGUAUGUUUGCACAGCGGUCAAUGCCAUCGGCAGUGACGAAGCGGAGACGUUUGUCUACGUCGUGGAGCCCAACUACCCCCGUAUCGUUGCCAAGAAGGGACUGGCCACUGCUCCAGAUGGCAGACGUCCGAUCGCCGGCCAAAUCGGCAUGACCAUUCGCACACUAACAUCCACGUCAAUUACUCUUAAAUGUCCGGUAACCGGGUCACCAAAGCCACUGGUUGAUUGGAGUAAAACUGGGCAGCCGAUCAUAUCUGGUGACCGGGUGUCUGUUACAGUGACAGGAUCACUGGUCAUCGUGAAUAGCCGAAGUUCGGAUAGCGGGGAAUACGUGUGCACCGCACGAAAUCUCUUGGGAGAGGACUCGGCCGUAUCAACAGUCAAUAUUCUCAUCCCGACCAUUCCAGUAAUUCACAAGUCCACAAACUACAUCGUGUGGUACGAAAACCGCCCAUUUAAGACCAAGAUCGGCAACAACCUGACUACCAUGAAAGGACGUAAGCUGACCCUCAUCUGCCACGCCACGGGGAGGCCACGCCCUACGAUCACGUGGUUCCGAGGGGGCGAGGAGAUGCGCACAAAGGGUAAUGUGGUCGUCGAUGGAGACAAGCUGAUCGUCUCUGACUUGUCUCUGUUUGACACGGACCGGUACACCUGUGUCGCCACCAAUGUCGCCGGAGGAGCAGAUGCUACUACGACUCUCAAAGUCCAUGACCCCGUCCGCCCGGGUAUAUUUGCCUCUUACGGCCAUAUCAACGCUCUCCCCGGGUUCUCCCCCGUCAAUGUCACCGCUGGCCAGGACGUCUCUGUGCCCGCAGACACCUCCACAGUCAUCUCCUGUCCCAUCAAGGGUGUGCCUCGGCCCAAGAUCAUCUGGCUACGUGAAAACGAGGUUGUGUACCCUGAUGACGUCAUUGAGUUAGGGUGUAACGGGUCGCUGCGCUUUCACGGAAUACGGACUCGGGACUCGGCGGAGUAUGCAUGUUAUGUGGAGAGUUAUCUUGGGAUGGAUAUGGCCUUUACUUCUGUCAACGUCGUUCCGAGAAGCGUGCCUAUUAUCAGCAAAUCCAACCAGACACUGUUACCCAAAGACAAUCGACCUGUCACGGCAGUCAUUGGCGACAACGUGACAACCUUCGUGGGUAACAGCAUCACCAUCAAGUGUCACGCCACAGGGAUCCCGUACCCCACACUGAGAUGGACUCGUAAUGGCGUAAAGCUCCCGUCCGUGGGAAUGUAUUUGAUUGACAACAGCGGGUCGCUUACAAUCCGGGGAGCUACGGAGGGCGGGGUCUACACGUGUGUGGCGGCUAAUGACCAGGGGCAGGACAGGGCUACUAGCAUACUUGAUGUUAUAGAGCCAAGAAAACCGAAAAUUCUCGCACCAUCACCAUUAACAAUCCCACUUAGCGGGACGCCACGCGUGACAAUAGUCAUCAGCGAUAACGUGACAGUACUAGAAGAUAGCACCAUUCGUAUAGUGUGUAACGCAACCGGCUUACCAGCACCCCGCGUGACUUGGCGUCAAAACGGUAACGCAAUCUCACAAGGAGGGAGGUACCGCGUGACAGCAGAUGGCGUGACGAUGCUUAUUGAUGGCGCUGUCGUGAGUGAUACGGGGAGCUUUACUUGCGAGGCCGAGAAUUUUGCUGGGAAAGACAAGGCCACCUCAGCAGUAAUUGUCAAAAUUCCAGCGAAGCCGUCCAUCGAGCGUACAAACAAACCACGACCCAUUUCCCCGGAAGACGGCUCUCCCAUCACGAUUACAAUAGGCGACAACAUAACCGCCCUAACAAAUACCCAGGUCACAUUCCGCUGCAAUGCCACAGGGACCCCAAUGCCUUCUGUUAUCUGGACUAAAGAUGGACAAGUGCUAGUGUCGGGGCCACGUCACGUGAUCAAUAAGGAUGGGUCUAUUGUCAUACAGAAGGCGUCACCUGUUGAUAGGGGACGGUACACGUGUACAGCUAGGAAUAGCCACGGAGAGGACCGGGUCUCGUCCACUCUUAACACUAUGGACCCAGUGGUCCCUAAAAUCCUCAGUCCAGACGACCCGCGAACAAUUCAUCCAGAUCAUCGCAGCCGGGUACACGGUACCAUUGGGGACAACAUCACCGCCCUUACAGACACCCUGGUCACUUUACACUGUCCAGUCACAGGUGUACCUGCACCGACCAUCACGUGGUCCAGGAACGGCCAGGAAAUGCCCGCAAAUGGUGACGGGUAUUUAGUAACCAAUAAUGGGAGUUUGAUCCUCGAGAAGGUGUCCAGCUCAGAUAUAGGUCGCUAUACGUGCACGGCAAGGAAUGCCUUCGGCAAGGAUAACGCUAACUCUACUGUAAACGUGAUGGACCCGGUAUCACCAGAAAUUGUGCGUUCGGACGAACCCCGUACCAUACCCCCUGGGGACGGGUCUCCCCUAACGGCGACAGUUGGCGACAACAUUACCGCAUUGACCAAUACCCAGGUUACCCUCCGCUGUCAAGCCACAGGGACCCCAAUGCCUUCUGUUAUCUGGAGUAAAGAUGGACAAGUGCUAGUGUCGGGGCCACGUCACGUGAUCAAUAAGAAUGGGUCUAUUGUCAUACAGAAGGCGUCACCUGUUGAUAGGGGACGGUACACGUGUACAGCCAGGAAUAGCCACGGAGAGGACCGGGUCUUGUCCACUCUCAACACUAUGGACCCCACCCCUCCUCGGAUCAAGCAGACAAAUCAAACCAAGACCAUCCCACCCGGGGACGGUAGCCCAGUGAAAGUCAGCGUCGGGGAUAACAUAACUGUUAUCACUGAUACACCUCUCUUGAUCGACUGUGAGGUGUCAGGGAUCCCAUUUCCAUCUGUUGUCUGGGUGAAAGACGGGCGGGUACUUAUGGGCGAGGGGUAUGUUAUAUUCGACAAUGGGACCCUGGUCCUCAGGAGGGCGCGGCCGGCAGAUAGCGGACGGUACACAUGCACAGCCAAUAACAGCCGAGGAAAAGAUCACAUCUCUAGCCAAGUCAAGGUCAUAGAACCAUCCAAGCCAACUAUUGAACGUCCUGUCGCCCCUCGGGAUAUACCACUUGGCGAUGGUUCUCCGACUAUUGCACGAAUCGCCGACAAUGCCACGGUAUUGACCGGCAGCCGACUAACUAUCGAUUGCGUGGCGACCGGCGUUCCGAAGCCUUCGAUAAUAUGGCGAAAGGACGGUCGGGAGUUGAUCGGCGCCGGCUCGUACAUGGCACCCGGUAACGGGUCUCUGCUUAUACAGCAAGUAGCAGCAUCCCACCACGGGGUGUUCACGUGCACAGCGACUAAUCCUGUCGGAGAGGAUUCUGUGUCCUCCAAUAUAAGGGUUGUCGACCCAGUGCUCCCUCGCAUCAGUCGCCCCACAAUAGGCUCCACUAAGUCGACGGACAACAUGAACCCAGUCUCCAUAUCUGUCGGAAGUGACGUCACCGCUAUUGAGGGCGUGACAGUGUCCAUAGAGUGUAACGCAACAGGUGUUCCUCGCCCGGAAGUGUUCUGGAGUAAGGACGGGCUUCGAUUGUAUCCUGGAGAGUACCCGGUCCUGGAGAAUAAAACCCUCAUUAUCACGAACGCUAAGGUGGACGACAGCGGAUACUAUACCUGCACGGCGCAGAGCAGCAUCGGGAAAGACAGCCAGUCCUCUGUGGUAGAGAUACUACCCGCUGAAGUACCAAUAAUUCAGCGCACAACAGACAAGGUGGAAAAGUCGGACAUGAAACCGGUGGACGUCCGGAUAGGCGGCCAGGUCACUUCUCUUAGCGGAGUGGACAUCACUCUGAACUGCUCCGCCCGUGGACUCCCCCCUCCGGAUAUCGAGUGGAUGAACGGUGGCAAGAUGAUUACGGUUCAAGGCCCGAGAUUGGUUCUAAGGAAUGUGAUGUCAUCUGACUCGGGAAACUACACGUGUAUUGCGAGUAACGUUGUGGGGCGAGCCAGCGCUUCGACUAUGGUCAAUGUCACAGACCCUAUCAUGCCGUCUAUAGCCAGAGCCACCUCGGACCACAUCGCUACACAACCUGAAUCCGCCAAUCAGGACAUUGGAAAAAGUAUCGUGCUUCUAACCGGCUCGUCCCUAGUUCUCCAUUGUAACGCUACCGGCCACCCUCAACCGGUAGUGACCUGGAGACGAGGCUCUCAGCCAAUCAGCGGGCUGGCUGAUCAUACACUUAUAGGCACUUCUCUUCGCAUUUUGAAUCUUGAGCCCGCUGACAUGGAGGAGUAUACGUGCACUGCUAGUAAUGUGGGAGGGAAGGCCGCGGCUUCUACUGAGCUCACUGUUAAGGCUUUGAGCAAGCCAAACAUUAAGACCGUCAGGACACGCAUCAAUAACGUCAGGCGUGACGUCACCGUCCCCAUAGGAACGACCUUGACAACAAUCCAGAACUCCACAGUUGUGAUCACGUGUCCGACGGAAGGCUUCCCCAAGCCAAUUAUAUCGUGGUUUAAAGAUGGCGAACCAAUCACGCCAGACUUAAAGUACGAAGCGAACUGCACAAGUCUGAUCAUCCGGGACAUACAGCCGGGCGACGAGGGCAGCUACACAUGCACAGCAGUCAACCCCAUGGGGACAGACGUCAAUAACAUGUCAAUCACUGUCACAAAACCUCCCGUAAUCAUCAACGUCAAAGGCAGCUUUGAAGUCACAGACAUCCGGGAACUUCUGUCCAUAACGACCGGUGCCAUAGUAACCAUUCCCCGCGGCGUGACCAUCACCAUCCGGUGCGAGGUUACUGGGAAGCCGGAGCCUAACAUCACGUGGUACCGGAUACCCGAGGGAUCCCAGCGGUGGCAGCUCAUAACCCCAUUGGACCGCUACAUGCACCUGCGCAGUGACAUGUCUUUGGCUAUUGACCGCACCGCACAGGUAGACGCAGCGCAAUAUGUGUGCGUGGCGACCAACAUCGCGGGACGGGACGAGGGGAUCACUUAUCUUAAUAUCGGAGUGGCACCCGACAUCCCCGGCCAUUGGCAAGGCGCUAACAAGUUCACACGUCCUCGCGUGGACAAGCUAGACUCUCUCGCCACCGUGGUCCGAGGUUCCACCCUCCGCAUCCGCUGCGCCGCUUACGGGUCCCCUAAGCCUAGUGUCACGUGGUACGUGGUGGGAAGCGAGCGUAAGGCCGACCUGACCGUGCUACCGGACGGAACCUUGGAACUAGAGAACGUGGACUUUAUGGACGAAGGCAACUACACGUGCGUCGCGCGUAACGCGUAUGGCGUGACGAGCAGGAGUACUAACGUGACGGUGUUAGUCCCGCCUUCGAUUCUUGAUAACUUCUUUGCGGACGCUAUCCUGGUGCAACACUCCAAGCUCUUGCACAAACGAUACUCCUCGAUCACCCGACUCAGCAUUCGCCGGCAGCAGAUACGGCAAGCCGCCGUGGAGCGAGGGGCCAAUCUGAUCAUCGGGUGCCCGGUCAGCGGUAGACCACUUCCGGCCAUUCAGUGGUUGCGGAACGGCCUGAAAAUCAGUAAUGACAGUCGUCAAGUGAUCGUGGGCGGGGUCAUUAUGAUCCGGGACAUCCAGCUCCAACACGCGGGCGAGUACUUCUGUUACGUAAAGAACACGGCGGGGGAGGACGGCGGGGGCGUUGACCUGAGCGUCAGGGAGCGCAUCGUUGGACAAUGGUACAUUUCUCCUUGGACUGAGUGCGCGGACUGCUACGCAAGUUUCAAAGGUUUCCAGAAUCGCACCAUAGAAUGUACAGAUGAGAAGAAUAACUCGGUACCAGCCGAGCUCUGCAAUAUGUUACGGAGACCCGUCUUGAGAAGGCAAUGCAACUCGCGCAACUGCGAGGCCAUCUGGGUGGCGUCUGCUUGGGAAAAGUGCCCGGCGAAAUGUGGUCAGCAAGGGAUUCGAACACGGAAAGUCCGCUGCGUGUUUUACCGCGGGCUCUUACCUGCCCCUGGCCUGUGUAACUUUUCCGACAUGCCCAAUGCAAUCACGCCAUGCACCGCUGAACCAUGCAUCCAAGAGUCCUGCAAGGACAGGCUGUCUUAUUGCAAUCAAGUGCUGGCACGAGGCAUGUGUGAUGUCUACCGGAAGUGGUGCUGUCAAACGUGCUCCAUAAGCGGGCGGAGACGCCAUUGAUAGACACAACGGACAACCAAAUGAAAUAAUAAGAACAGUUAGAAUCAUAUGCAAAAUAACAACCGCUGACAAGAAACAGCGAGGACUCAAGAAAACGCUAGCUGCAAAAAGCGCCGUAUAUAUGACGUCAUCACCCAAUUAUGCAUAUUAAAUUAGAGUGUCCGAGGACCCAGAUGUGGAAACCUUUUCGCCGCUGAUAUGAUAUACGAACAUACGACUUCAGACUCAGCACAAGUCUCGGUUUAAAGAAUCUUAAAAUGACGCAAUGGGAAUAAAGUUAUCAUUAGGGUCGUAAAUAUUUAGUUAUCCUGUCCACUGACAUGGAAUAACGUGGACUCCACGAUGGAAACAGAGUUACUCAGAAUGCGAUCAAUAAAAUCAUUACAAGUUCAA
Messenger RNA from Nematostella vectensis (starlet sea anemone), 19764 nucleotides. RefSeq names its product hemicentin-1. The transcript has 69 exons. Lineage: Eukaryota; Metazoa; Cnidaria; Anthozoa; Actiniaria; Edwardsiidae. The coding region runs from base 571 to 19371 and encodes 6266 amino acids. The record is from RefSeq and is a predicted model, not a curated record.